AGCACUGAUGGUAACUAUGCCAUCAAUGGCAACUACCAUGGUAACAGGGCUCAACAGCCAAUCAAAAUCAAGGUUUCCAUGGUAGUUACCAUUGAUGGCAAAGUUACCAUCAGUGGUAAGUUUGUGCAACAGUGUCCUGUUCCGAUAUCGAAGUGCCCACUUGUGUCUGUACAAUUCGUCUACACAUCUGCUUGUCCGUACGACUCCAGUUGAAAAAUGUCUGCUGCUAUUUCUAAAAUACAACCUCUGACAGAAGAUCAUGAACGCUACGAAGAUGUGUUUUACAAUGCUUUCUACAAGGUGGCUCAGAAAGAUGUCGUUGAUGAAAAGGUGAUUCAAUAUUUUGAUGCCACAUUGCUGAAGAGGCUUACUGAUGUAUUUGGGUUUGGUGAAGAGCUCAGUCUAUUAGGUGUAGGAGUCGGAGAAGGCCCGCUCGAAUUUCACUUUCUGAAGAGUCUUCAAUCCCACUACUCAUCCAUAUGUAAUGUUGCAGUAGACCCUAAUGAAGGCAUGCUACAAACAUUCAAGGGUAAAGUUGCUACACUGAAUUUUGAUGACAAAUCGUCUUGUCAUUGGUUCACUGGUCCGUUGUCACAAUUCGUUGCUGAAAGCCCCUUGGCGGGAAACAAGUACAACCUCAUCAGCUCCAUACAUUCACUCUACCACACCGGUGACUUUGAGACGACCUUCACCCAACUAGCAACCAUGAUGAAAGAAAAGGGUCUCAUGAUCAUCGUUUGUAAAAACGAUAUAAACCUGAUCUCGAAAACAUUCCACAAAUUACCUUGGCUGACCGAAAGCACUCAAUCAAAUGAACGACUUUCUUCAAAGAAUGUUCGAGAGUUUGCACAAAGUCAAGGAUAUGAUGUCAUCACUGUUGUUAUACCACAUCAUUGGGACAUCACCGAAGUGUUUGAUGACCAGUCAGACUUUGGAAACAAACUCCUCGACUUCUUCACCAUGGCGGCGUACUUUCGUCAGACGGCACCAGCUGAGUUGGUCGAUGAUUUGAUGAGCUUUUGGCGUUCUAUUUCGACCGAAGAUGAAAAUGGACGUAUUGUAGCACCCGCCCAAGACGAAAUACUUCUCAUCUCAAAAUAAUUUACUGUCAUCGUCCUUCAGAGCACUUAAAAGUAUUUUGUUUCAAAUAUCCAGCAGGGUCUAUCACAAUUGCUUUCUUUUUUUAGCGCUUGCUAGUUACCUUUCUACCACGCAUUGGUGCUCAAGCCGCUCCAAUAGCGCUUUGGAUAGGACACUGGAUGCGACAUUAUAUAUACUUCCAUUUUAAAUAUUUUACAAUCGAUGUAGAUGAGCGAGUUUAAGGUAGGGGAGUCCAAAUAUGAGGGAAGGUUGGGGAGGGGGGGGGGGUGCUGUAAGACUUCUUUUGAAGAAGAAAAAACCGAGAACCGGGGACGAAGUCCAUGUAGUAAUUUUGUAUCCGCCAAUUCAAGAAAAAAGAACAUCAGGGAGUUUCAAAUCAUAUUUUCUCAGGAUAUAGGAGAAACUUCCUGUGAGAGUAUACUCCCUUCGUUUGCAAGGAAACUCUUAUACAUGUAAUAUGAUUAACAAGCUGAUCAUUAGGAGGAGAAUCGAUACAUUCUCGGUUUACUAUAAAGUUCUGUUAAUUAUUUUCUUCUGAGUUAUUAUUUUUAAUUUGUAUUUUCAUGUACAUCAUAACUAAUGUUUUAUUUCUUUUCUUUUAUUCUUAGUUUUAUAUGAUACUCAUGCCUAUUAUGUUUUCCUUUAUUUUUAAUUGAUUUGUUUAUUUUUUAUGUUUUAGCUUUGUUAGAUUUUGUUACUGACAUUUGUUUGUAUUAUAAAUCUUAUAUCUUUAUUCAAUUCACAUAUUUUUCAUGUUUUAGCUUUGUUAUAUUUUGUUACUGACAUUUGUUUGUAUUAUAAAUCUUAUAUCUUUAUUCAAUUCACAGACUCUUUGUUAACCAGCCGUUUAGGCUGAAGCGAGUUACCGUGAUUAAAUAAAUAAUAAAAAUGAAAUGAAAUCAAAAAA
Messenger RNA from Strongylocentrotus purpuratus (purple sea urchin), 2008 nucleotides. RefSeq names its product histamine N-methyltransferase. The coding region runs from base 217 to 1101 and encodes 294 amino acids. The transcript is spliced from 3 exons. The record is from RefSeq and is a predicted model, not a curated record. NCBI's taxonomy places the organism in Eukaryota, Metazoa, Echinodermata, Echinoidea, Camarodonta, Strongylocentrotidae.